This is a messenger RNA of Xenopus tropicalis (tropical clawed frog), 1545 nucleotides long. RefSeq names its product ARF GTPase 4 (gene arf4). Gene Ontology annotation, biological process: vesicle-mediated transport. The record is from RefSeq and is marked provisional. Lineage: Eukaryota; Metazoa; Chordata; Amphibia; Anura; Pipidae. Gene Ontology annotation, molecular function: GTPase activity; GTP binding. Gene Ontology annotation, cellular component: Golgi apparatus.
CGGAUAGAGGCGGCGAGCGGGGCAGCGGCACAGCGGCACAGAGCUCUCUCUCACACACACAGCGCAGCCAUGGGCCUCACCAUCUCCUCCCUCUUCUCCCGGCUCUUCGGCAAGAAACAGAUGCGGAUUCUCAUGGUCGGUUUGGAUGCUGCCGGCAAGACAACUAUUCUGUACAAAUUAAAGUUAGGGGAAAUUGUGACCACUAUUCCCACCAUUGGUUUUAAUGUGGAAACCGUCGAAUACAAAAAUAUCUGCUUUACUGUGUGGGACGUGGGUGGCCAAGAUAAAAUCCGCCCCCUAUGGAGGCAUUAUUUCCAGAACACACAGGGCCUCAUAUUUGUAGUAGAUAGCAACGACAGAGAGAGAAUCCAGGAAGCCGCAGAGGAAUUACAGAAAAUGCUCCAAGAGGAUGAGCUUCGGGACGCAGUGCUGCUGGUCUUCGCCAACAAACAAGAUCUGCCCAACGCAAUGGCCAUCAGUGAGAUGACAGACAAGCUGGGACUUCAGAAUCUCCGCAACAGGACUUGGUACGUACAAGCAACCUGCGCUACUCAGGGCACCGGCCUGUACGAAGGCCUCGAUUGGCUCUCAAACGAACUCUCCAAGCGCUAAAGGGACAGUCCCGCCUCCACCCGAGGACACAGUGGAUAGAAUCGGCCUAGGCUCGUAACAUCCAAACUAGUUUUGCAUCUUGGUUAUUAAACGUGUAAAAGAUCUGGGAUGGGCGACACCCCCCCCUCUAAUGUUUUCAAGAUUAUUUUGUUGUCGGUUAUUUCCAGAGUUUUCUCCCAGUUGCCCCCCCCGGGGCAAUAGCCGGGCAUCAAAUAACCGGGAAAAAACAAAUAAAUUCUCCCUUGUGUGAAAGUGUAUUCUGGUUUUACUUCCCCUUUACCCCCCCCCCCCCCCCCCCCCCCGAGCCUCUCUGCCUGGGCUUAAUUAUUGUGCCGCUCUAGAACGGAUCCCACGCAUGCCCCUUUCUGUUGCGUUCUGCCCCCCUGUACGGCUGGGCGCCCCCUGUAGCCCCCCCUGCAGGCACCAUUUGCUUUACUAAUAAUUUUAAGUGUCCCUAUUUUUGUUUUUUUGCCCCCCCCCCCCCCGUCAUUCCAUAGAUGUUCUGCUCUAGCAUUCCAGAAAUAUUUAUUUUUCACCUUUUGCCAAAAAUAGUGAUUUUUUUUGUUAGUACUUUUCAUGCCAGCGACUGAAUCAGAACACUAGAAUACGGCCAGAGGGGAAAAUGGCUGCUCGGGGGAGGGACCCGACAGCUGAUUGGCUGAGAAGCAGCACAGGGCCACGCCCCUUGUUACUCAUCAGAAUGCCUCCCUUGUGGAUUUUUUUAGGAACAUUGCAUGUCGCUUUGCCCCAGUGUUUGCCCAUUGUAUCAUAGCUCCGCUGUUUUAUUGUUUAUUGGUGAGCACACCCUCAUGAUGCAACAAUUCUUGGUUAUUUUUUUUGGUUUUUUUUUGAAAAAACUCCUCAACCUGAACAAUGGAAGUUUUCUUCAUAACCCACUAAGAAUUAUUCCUAAUAAAAUUAUUAAAAAAAAAA